ACUCCCAUUCUCUCCUCUCCUCUCCCCUCCUCUCCUCCUCAAAAGUUUCCGGCAGAGCCGCAGAGCAAUCGUCGCAAAUCAUCACUGAAAAAGGUUUUCGAGGAUGCGACCAAAGACUGUGUGGAUAGAGAAGUGAAAGAACUAUUCGGCAUGAUUCGGGACUACGAUUCCCUCAAUCGAAAUGCGAUUAUCAUGUUCAAUUCCAUGGCAAAUCACGGCAUGGUUCACGAAGCCAGAGAGCUCUUUAAGCCUGUCACUGAGCCGGCCACACUGCCGGAAGUGGCCGUAUUCACAUUCGUGAUUUUGGUGUACGCCCAUGCUGGCAAGACCAAGGCUGCUCUCAAGGUCUACCACCACAUGUUAUCCACUGGUGUCACUCCCACCGCCUACACUUACACUGUACUCAUCACCGCAUUUGGAAGAGACUCUUCGGGUUUCAAUUUUGUUGGAUAUGCUAAGAAAUUCUUUUUGGAAAUGUUGGAUAAGGGGAUGAAACCCCUUUCUGCAACCUACAUGAUUGUGUUGGACCUCGUUGCCUACAGAGAACCGGUGGACAAGGCCAAGGAGUUCCUUGAGCAGAUAGAAGCUAAGGGUUGGUUAAGCCCCGGCUCCAAUGCUUAUCAAUUCAAAGAAGGUCACCUCACAGACGCAAUGCAGGUAAUCAAGAUGUAUUCUGAUCUUGUCAACAACAUCGUGGAUGAGGAUGUGCAAACAUUCUUCCGCAAGUUGCGCACCUGCCCAGGUGGUGUCAACAAACGGUCGAGGAAGAUGCAGAAGGCUUUGAAAGAGGAUGGAAAUGUAGACGAGAGCAUAGAGAUUUUUAGCACCAUUCUUCAGACGGGCAUGGAGCCCAUGGUCCUACUCCACACCUCCGUUAUUGAAGCCUACUUAAAGUUUGGCAAGACCAAGGGUGCCCUGGAGGCGUACUGGGGCAUGUUCGCUGCUGGGGUGGCCCCCAACUCCUACACUUACACUGUUUUAAUCAAGGGACUUACUUCUGACCCCAACUUUUUUGGAGAUGCCAAGAAGUGCUUGCUAGAGAUGAUGGACAAGGGAAAGCGGCCCAAUGAUGCUACCUACACUGCAGUGAUAGAGGGCUUUGCAAAGCAGGGGGGCAAGGCAGCUGAGGAGGAGGGAAAAGAGUUUGUGGCGGUAUUGAGGGAUAAGGGGUUCGUGCCUAAUGCAAAGGCAAUGAGGGAUGUUUUAAAGGGCAGACCAACACCUGUUAUCAGAAGAGUCAUGAGUAUUGUCCUUUCCACAUUGAAGCAGUGAUAUUCUGCUUCAUAGAUGUUACACCAGCAGCUUUACGAUUAGGAGGUUUCAGAUAUGGGGAAACUCAUGUGUGAUUGGGUUUCAAUAUUGGUGGAUUUGGUACUGUUUUCUAUGAUAUUGAAAUAGCUGUAGUUUCUGUUUUUUUCUUUCCGGUGUUCUGCACUCGAAUUCUUUUCUUAGCCACAUGAAAUUAUCUGCUUUUGACAGGUUGGGCAUGAAGAACUGCUUCUACUUAGGUUGAUACAAAAAGAAAAUAAAAAAGAAGUUGCUUCUACUUUGGUAUAUCCAAUAGGAUAUAUAACUUGACUCUUUUUUAUUUUUUUUGGGGGCAAAUAAUUUGACAUGUAGUUAUGCUAGACUCAUAGUUCAGAGAUUAAAAAAUUUGAAACUU
Molecule: messenger RNA, 1663 nt
Organism: Rosa rugosa (rugosa rose)
Lineage: Eukaryota; Viridiplantae; Streptophyta; Magnoliopsida; Rosales; Rosaceae
Product: putative pentatricopeptide repeat-containing protein At1g12700, mitochondrial
Exons: 2
Coding region: 151-1272 (373 amino acids)
Molecular function (GO): protein binding
Source: RefSeq, a predicted model, not a curated record